Messenger RNA from Pistacia vera, 1913 nucleotides. Its product is annotated as abscisic acid 8'-hydroxylase CYP707A2. NCBI's taxonomy places the organism in Eukaryota, Viridiplantae, Streptophyta, Magnoliopsida, Sapindales, Anacardiaceae. Gene Ontology annotation, molecular function: iron ion binding; (+)-abscisic acid 8'-hydroxylase activity; heme binding. The coding region runs from base 42 to 1442 and encodes 466 amino acids. Gene Ontology annotation, biological process: sterol metabolic process; abscisic acid metabolic process. The record is from RefSeq and is a predicted model, not a curated record. The transcript is spliced from 7 exons.
UUCCCACUUCUUACUUCAAAAACAACUUCAACUUCACCAACAUGGAUUUCUCUUCCAUGUUUUUCCUUUCUUUUGUUGCCUUUCUUUUCAUCUUUCUCUUUAACUCCCUUCUCAAUUGUCUUUCUUCUAAUGCUAAGAAACUCUCUCUCCCUCCUGGUUCUUUAGGCUGGCCUUAUAUUGGGGAGACCCUCCAACUCUACUCCCAAAACCCAAAUGUGUUCUUCGCCUCUAAGCAAAAAAGGUAUGGACCUAUCUUCAAGAGUCACAUAUUGGGAUGUCCUUGUGUAAUGAUUUCAAGCCCUGAAGCCGCAAAAUUUGUGCUUGUAACUAGAGCUCAUCUCUUCAAGCCAACAUUUCCUGAUAGCAAAGAAAGGAUGAUAGGCAAACAAGCCAUAUUCUUUCACCAAGGAGACUAUCACACCAAGUUGAGAAAGCUUGUUCUUCGCGCUUUCAAGCCCGAAGCGAUAAAACAUAUCGUCUCUGACAUCGAAUCCAUUGCUACAAGUACUCUUCAAUCUUUGGAAGGAAGGUUGAUCAACACUUUCCAAGAAAUGAAAACAUACACAUUCAAUGUUGCACUGCUUUCUAUAUUUGGAAAGGAUGAAGUGCUCUACAGAGAGGAUCUAAAGAGGUGCUACUACAUUCUUGAAAAGGGCUACAAUUCAAUGCCCAUAAAUCUUCCAGGGACACUCUUCAACAAAUCAAUGAAAGCAAGGAAGGAACUGGCUCAAAUUUUAGCCAAAAUCCUCUCAACAAGAAGACAAAUGAAGCUUGACCACAACGACUUGCUUGGAUCUUUCAUGGGUGACCAAGAAGGCCUCACUGAUGAACAGAUUGCAGACAACAUUAUUGGCGUUAUCUUUGCAGCUCGUGACACAACUGCAAGUGUUUUGACAUGGAUUGUCAAGUACCUUGGAGAAAACCCCAGUGUGCUGCAAGCUGUCACCGAAGAGCAAGAGGCCAUUUUGAGGAGUAAAGAAAAGAAUGGUGAUGACAAGGUUCUGAGUUGGGCAGAUACCAAGAAGAUGCCCAUAACUACUAGAGUUAUUCAGGAGACACUCAGAGUUGCCUCAAUCUUAUCUUUUACUUUCAGAGAAGCCGUGGAAGAUGUUGAAUAUGAAGGUUAUCUUAUACCAAAAGGCUGGAAAGUUUUACCUCUUUUCAGAAACAUUCAUCACAGCCCUGAAAUCUUCCCAGAUCCUGAAAAGUUUGAUCCAUCAAGAUUUGAGGUUUCUCCAAAACCAAAUACAUUUAUGCCAUUUGGCAACGGGACCCAUUCAUGUCCAGGGAAUGAGUUAGCCAAGCUGGAAAUUUUGGUUCUUCUCCAUCAUCUGACCACAAAGUACAGGUGGAAUAUGGUGGGAUCACUUAGUGGAAUUCAAUAUGGCCCUUUUGCCCUUCCUCAGGAUGGUUUGCCUAUCAAAUUAACCCAGAAGUCAUAGGAUGAUAAUAGGAAUCCAAAAAGGGGAAGUCCCAAGACAACUUCACACUUCACAGAAGAGACAACUUCCUAAAUAUAGAAACAAAUCAUGCAUGCCUUCAGUUCAGACUAAUAGGUUUCUACUUUCUUUGAGAGAAUGAUGAAGAUAAAGACCAAUACUGUUUUACCAUAAAGAGAGAGGAGGAACUCCUCUCUUUCAUUUUGUCAAAAAGGAACAAAAAAAGUGGAAGAAACAAGUUUAAAGAUUAGCAUACUAAAAAGGAACCAGCAGACAAUUGUACAGACGAGACCAACAAACAAGAUUAUGUUCAUUUUUUCUUUUUGCUAGUUAUUAGAGAGAAACAACCCCGCAAGGAAUUAGAUCAGUUUAUGUAAGUGGGUUUAUCUCCAAUUUGAGAGUGUUUCUGUAAUUGUUUCCAAAUAUCAAGUGCCGUAAGGCCACAAUGAUAUAAAAAAAAAUUCAAUUAUCAAA